CUGUUCAUGACAUGCCCCUGUUAGCUAACGCCGUUAGUCUGCCGUUAGUGGUGUUUUACUUAUUUGCCCUUAAUUUUGGUUUAGCGCCAUUGACUUCCUUCACUUUCACAGAAAGACCAAAAAAAAAAAAAAAACCGUUCACAUUUUUCUCUUUCUCUCUCCUCUCCCCUGUUCUUCUUCAAGCUCUAAUCCUACUCAAACCCUAGAAAUUCUGGGUAGAUCUUCAAUAUUUUUGUGAAUUUUGCUGCGCACCUUAAAGGCGAGUUCGUGGGUUGUGAUUUUGCUUCAAUCGCGACAAAAAAGGGAGAAACUUGAGGCGAUUUCCAGUUGAGUUAGUGUUGAAGAGGAAACGGGAAUUUAAAGUUGGUUAGUCUACUUCCAGGAUGAGUGCUAUUUGGUUGUUACUACGUUAUGGGUCACAUAGUUUUGAUAUUAGAGUGGGAGACAUGGAAAAAUAUCGUUUGUUGAAGUUGUUUCUUGAUAUCUUUGAGGAAUCAGUUAAGCAAGAUGUUUUUUUGCCUAGUACCUUUAGCUUGUAUGUUGAGGGUCCUUGUGGUAAGGUUGAAUUGAAUGAUGAUAAGACUUUAAGGCUUCUGUGGGGAUGGAAUUGGGGUAAAGACACUGCUGAAAUUUGGGUUGAGGGAACAGAUAAACCAGGAUUGGUGUUUAGGAAUGCUGUUGCAACAAUUGAGAAUCAUAGAAAGGAAAAAGAGAGACAACUUAAGGAGAGACAAGAGGAACUGUUGAGGGCUCAAAGAGAGGAGGAAGAGGCAAUGAGGAAACAACAGGAAAGGGAGGACAUUUUGAGGGAAAUACAGGAACAAAUGGAGUACACUGUGGCUAUGGAGGUCCCUGUUGUUGAUUGUGAGGACAUGAAGGUUGAGUAUGUGAGAGUCAUUAGCAAAGAUGAUGCUGAUGAGGUGUUUCCAGGUUGCUCUCAACCAAAACAAACACAAGAAUCCCCAAAGAAACAACCCACCCCACCCAAACACACAAAUCAUGUUGCUUCUAAGUCAAAAGGCAAGGAUAAGCCUGCUUCUAAGAAACUAACCCCCAAAAGGAGGGCAUCAGCUAAACAACCCACCCCAUAGAAACAA
This is a messenger RNA of Spinacia oleracea (spinach), 1097 nucleotides long. RefSeq lists its product as uncharacterized. The transcript is spliced from 2 exons. The coding region runs from base 384 to 1091 and encodes 235 amino acids. The record is from RefSeq and is a predicted model, not a curated record. Lineage: Eukaryota; Viridiplantae; Streptophyta; Magnoliopsida; Caryophyllales; Amaranthaceae.